AUGGCCUCCUCCGCAAACACCAUCUUCCGCGCCUCGCGUCCCCUCUUCCGUCAGGCUACCCUCGCCGCGCCCGCUCGACAGGCUUUCCGUCAGCGAACAUUCCGACAGAACUUCUACCAGGGCAGCGGCCGUCGAUGGCAGAGCACUGACGGCGCUCAGCAGCAGCAGCAGCAGCAGAGCUGGUUUAAGCGCAUGAUGGAGAGCGAGGUUGGCUUCAAGACUGUGCAUUUCUGGGCUCCUGUCAUGAAGUGGGCUCUUGUCCUUGCCGGUAUCUCCGACUUCGCUCGUCCCGCCGAGAAGCUCUCUUUCACUCAGAACCUCGCUCUGACCUGCACCGGUAUCAUUUGGACUCGAUGGUGCCUCAUCAUCAAACCCAAGAACUACCUUCUCGCCGCUGUCAACUUCUUCCUCGGAAUGGUCGGCCUCGUCCAGAUCACCCGAAUCCUCAGCUACGAGUCCGCAAAGAAGAAGAGCCUGGAGGGUGUCGUUGAGGACAUCAAGGCCGACGCCAAGGAGACCGUCCAGGAGGCCAAGCCUUAA
Fusarium musae is the source of this 540-nucleotide messenger RNA. RefSeq lists its product as uncharacterized. The record is from RefSeq and is a predicted model, not a curated record. Gene Ontology annotation, biological process: pyruvate import into mitochondria. Gene Ontology annotation, cellular component: mitochondrial inner membrane. Gene Ontology annotation, molecular function: pyruvate transmembrane transporter activity. Bases 1 to 540 code for a protein of 179 amino acids. The transcript is spliced from 4 exons. NCBI's taxonomy places the organism in Eukaryota, Fungi, Ascomycota, Sordariomycetes, Hypocreales, Nectriaceae.